Strongylocentrotus purpuratus (purple sea urchin) is the source of this 2997-nucleotide messenger RNA. Its product is annotated as sialidase-1. NCBI's taxonomy places the organism in Eukaryota, Metazoa, Echinodermata, Echinoidea, Camarodonta, Strongylocentrotidae. Gene Ontology annotation, molecular function: exo-alpha-sialidase activity. Bases 531 to 1667 code for a protein of 378 amino acids. Gene Ontology annotation, cellular component: lysosome; membrane; cytoplasm. Gene Ontology annotation, biological process: ganglioside catabolic process; oligosaccharide catabolic process. The transcript has 4 exons. The record is from RefSeq and is a predicted model, not a curated record.
AGAAUAGCUCCUCGCUGAUAGUCUGCAAAGCACAGACUCUAUAAUAAAGCCUUGAAUUGGGCAUGAUAUAAUUCUCUGGCUGUGCCAAAUAAGGAGCAGCUCUAAUACAAGGCCUAUGAAGUGCAGUAGACCUUUUUUUCUUCAUAGUUCUGUCGCAAUCCAUGUUACGGGAUAUGUAAAACUAAAAAAAAGGGUUUGUGUCUGCAGACUAGUAGUUGGGAACGGGAAAAGUGGGCGUGACCACGUCAUGUGAGCAAACAAGAAGGCGAUACAAAAAUGUGUGCAAACAUGACGCUUGAACACACGUUAUGUUGUUCGGUGCUGUUGUACAACUCGUAAACUCCGUUGUAGACUACAAAGAAUGGCGAAUGAUACAGCUCAUCACUGAACCCGGACCAGGGCAGAGAAACGACGGUAAGAAGCUGACUUAAUGCAUCACAUAGUGCUUACAAGAACAAAUCAUCCCUGUUGCUGACUUCUUGAACAAUAUCGUAGACCCUCCACACUGAAGCCUAGCCCUUGAAGCAAGGAUGAAGCCUUCCGACUUCAUUGGUGGGAUACUUGUUAUCAUUUCUCUGUGUUUCUUCCCUUCCUGCGACACCCUAUCUCCCGUCAUCACCCACAAACAAGAACUAUGGGUGUCUCAGAAGCAGGGAGAAGUACACACCUAUCGAACCCCAAUCCUCGUCAAGCUUCCGACAGGAGACCUCUUGGCCUUCUCCGCACCCCGCAAGAACACCAGCGCCGACAAGUCUGCAAAAUUCAUCACGCUCCGGCGAUCCACAGAUGGCGGAUUGCACUGGGAUGUGACUAGGAUAAUCGAGGAUGACUAUGACGUCGAAGACGGGCUAAACCUCGGCUCUGUGAUAAUCGACAAAAUUACCAACACCACGUAUGUAUUCUUUGGAUAUUGCCAGCACACACCGGGGACGUGCACGUCACCCUACAGAGAGAAGGGGGUCUAUUUCAAGAUAAGCCGUGACUGGGGAUAUACGUGGACCCCUGCAAUCAACGUCAAAGAAACAAAUUCUGCAUUGGAGGGGAUAACGUGGGCUCCUGGUCCAGGCUUUGGGAUCCAGAAAGAACUGGAGCCAAACAAAGGGAGAUUGAUCGGUUGCGGGCAUCAUGUUGAUGUUGCCUUUUACCAAAUGCAGUGCAUAUACAGCGACGAUCACGGCAAGACAUGGCAUAUGAACUCCCCUCUCUAUGGCUUACCGUAUGCUCAAAAACACAUUACGGGUGACUUCACACCAGGCGAAACACAGGUUAUUGAACUCUCAAACGGAACUGUCUUCGUCACUAUUCGCAACGAGAACAAGUUCCACUGCCACUGUCGUCUGCAGUCGCUGAGUUACGACGGUGGCUACUCGUUUCUCAUCCCGCACCUCACCGUACAAGAAGCGCUAGUCGACCCCUCGGUCUUUGGGUCACUCGCCCUCCUCAACAACACGCUCUUCCUCUCGCACCCUUAUAACACAGACUCGCGCAUAAACAUGACACUGCAAUGGAGCUUCGACUCAGGCCAGACGUGGCCCGGUGCGAUGCAGCUAUACGAGGGUCCCAGCGAGUACUCCAGCCUUGCCCAAAUCGAUGAUGAGUAUCUAGGAUUGCUUUUCGAGCGGGACGGCUAUAAAUACAUCGACUUUUUCAAGAUUCGAAUCAAAUGAAAAGUUGUGGAAUCUUCCUAUAGGUGUAGCCUAGGUCUCGACUCUUGCUGAGUGAGGGAGGAGUCUCGCCAAACUUUCCGACACUGUUUGCAAAACUUAUUUGGUUCAUAUGGCCUGAUUUUAACCAAAGAUAAAGGUUCCUCAUUCCUGGCCAGAAAGCAAGAUUUAAUUGCUGAAAGUAUUUCAGCGUUUAGCUAUACCUUCAUAUUACUAGUCUUAUCUCAAAAUAUAUGUGCCUACAGUGUGACUUUAUACCCAGACGUAUACUUAUGGAUUUCUAACCAAGAUGUUACUUUUAUCAUUCUAGAUGUUUUGUCUUUCACUUUUGCAAUCUGCUAUACCGUUAGUAUAUAUCUCAAUACUACAUCAAUGUUAGGAUUAGGAUCGCAUUUAAGAAGUAAAUUUCUUGACUUUGAUAGAUUCAAAUAAAGAACUUGAAAUGGUGUACUAUAAAAGGAGUAACUAUUUUGACAGAAUCAUUUUGAAGGCUAAUUACUUGAAAUACCUAUAUUUUUCAAAAAGUAUAGUUUGUGUACCGCGAAGAAACUUGAUAUUAGAUACAUCUUGAAACUUGGUAUUGCAGCAUCAGAAAUAUCAGUACUAUAAGAAAUUGUGGACAAAAUGUCCCUUACGACAUGAACAUCUUGAAACUGUAAUUAUUUUCAUGUUUGCAAAAAGCAUGCUAUUCCAUUUUAGAUAGCCUUGAAAACCUAAUCCACAGACGCUUUUUAUAUGCAUGGACUUACGAGGCAAUCAAUGGCUUACAUUCGUUUUGGUCAGGUAACUUUUACAUUUGUAUGUUUGAAUUUAGCAGGGGUUUUUAGCAGCCAAGAGCCGAGAAGAAGUCCAAUAUACUAAAAGCCACAAGUGCCAUAGGGAUGAUCAAAGCUUGCUCCUUGUCUUCUGUACUUUUAGUCAUAGUUCUUGAAAUUCAUGUCCUUGCAUCUUUCCCACCAAAAAAAAAAGCAGUUGGAAUAGCGCUAGCAAUCUUGUUGGAGUCUCUUUGUUUUGUAUCGGCUGUUCCAUGAUUUGAUGUCGACAUGUUUAUAGCUCUCUUUAUGGCUACUCUUUGCGGCUCUUGGCUGCUAAUGGUGGCUUUGGUGGGACCGAGAUGGUGGCUAGAUUUCACACAAGAUUUGUGCCUUGUACCCCAUAGGCCUAGCUACAAUGAUUCUUUCUUGUUACUUAUGUACACCCGAUAGUUCAUGAAGUGAUUGCAAUAUUAUAUAAAAUCUAAUCAUGUAUAGAAACAGUGUCAAGUAUAGUUGUACAUUACUACACGCUUUUCAUAAAUUCUGGCAAUAAAGAAUAAAAGAUAACUCACUUGUAA